AUGGACGGCAAACGUCACCCCAGCUCGUUCCAGCAGCUGGAAAAGCUGGGCGAGGGAACUUAUGCGACGGUCUUCAAGGGGAGAAACCGGCAGACAGGCGAGCUCGUCGCUCUCAAAGAGAUCCACCUCGACUCGGAAGAAGGAACCCCGUCGACAGCGAUCCGCGAGAUCUCCCUCAUGAAGGAACUCAAGCACGAAAACAUUGUCGCCCUUCACGAUGUCAUUCACACCGAGAACAAGCUCAUGCUCGUAUUUGAGCAUAUGGACGGCGACCUGAAGCGCUACAUGGACACGCACGGAGAGCGUGGUGCCCUCAAGCCCGCCACCAUCAAGUCCUUCAUGUACCAGCUCCUUAAGGGCAUCGACUUUUGCCAUCAGAACCGGGUCCUGCACCGAGACCUGAAGCCGCAAAAUCUUCUCUACAACAGCAAGGGGCUUCUGAAGCUUGGAGAUUUUGGUCUGGCCCGUGCCUUUGGCAUCCCCGUCAACACCUUUUCGAACGAGGUCGUCACCCUCUGGUACCGUGCGCCGGACGUGCUCCUCGGCAGCCGCACCUACAACACCAGCAUCGACAUUUGGUCCGCCGGCUGCAUCAUGGCCGAAAUGUACACAGGCCGUCCGCUGUUCCCGGGCACGACAAACGAAGACCAAAUCGUUCGCAUCUUCCGCAUCAUGGGCACCCCGACCGAGCGAACCUGGCCCGGCAUCACCCAGCUGCCCGAGUACAAGCCGACCUUCCAGAUGUACGCGACGCAAGAUCUGCGCAACAUCUUGCCCGCCAUCGACCCUGCUGGCAUCAAUCUGCUCCAGAGCAUGCUCCAGCUGCGGCCGGAGCUGCGCAUCAGCGCCCAUGACGCCCUGCAGCACCCUUGGUUCAACGACCUGGUUAUGCACCAGCAGCAGCAGGCGGCGCAAGCGGCUGCACAGGCCGGGGUCAGAGGGGGCUACCAGCAGCAAGUUCCGCUGCAAGGCUACGAAGGUUACUAG
Akanthomyces muscarius is the source of this 987-nucleotide messenger RNA. RefSeq lists its product as uncharacterized. Gene Ontology annotation, biological process: protein phosphorylation. Gene Ontology annotation, molecular function: ATP binding; cyclin-dependent protein serine/threonine kinase activity. The transcript has 2 exons. Gene Ontology annotation, cellular component: nucleus; cytoplasm. Lineage: Eukaryota; Fungi; Ascomycota; Sordariomycetes; Hypocreales; Cordycipitaceae. The coding region runs from base 1 to 987 and encodes 328 amino acids. The record is from RefSeq and is a predicted model, not a curated record.